GCGACCAUCUCCCACGCCGCGCCGCCCUGCCUCCCUUCACCGCCUGCUCCCUGGCCGCCCCGCCCUCCCUCACUGACUCACCGUCCCCCUCGCUGGCCUCUGGCCUCCCUCUGCUGCUUGUUAUUCGAGACCAGGCCAGAGGCGUCGGGUCACCUCUCGGCGGCGGGGCUUCUGGGUCGUCUCGGCGGUGUGCGGAGCAAGCCUCCCACCUCGGGCCUUGCAAGCAGCGGUGUUGGACGAAGGCGGCGGCCGGAGCUCGGACGCCGAGGGGGCGGUGAUUUGAGGCGACUGGAAGUAGCGGACGGGCUGCGCCAACACCACCACCACCACCAGCAGCAGCAGGACCUCCUCCACCACUUUGAUCCAGACUUCCUGGUCGAGGUCCUGUUGUUCCACCGUCCAAGAAUUGGUAUCGCAAAUGGAGGAAGAGCCUACAGAGGCACCACUUUACAUCCAUAUCGAGACUAAUGUUUUUUCAUACAGAAGGCACAAGCGGCAGAAGGAGGAGGACAUAGCUGUAUGCGAGUGCCAGUAUGAUUUGAUGGAUCCAGAUAGUGCAUGUGGAGAGAGGUGCUGGAAUGUCUCGACUAACACAGAGUGCACUCCUGGCUAUUGCCGCUGUGGUGUAUAUUGCAAGAACCAGCGAUUUCAGAAAAGUCAAUAUGCUAGGACAAGGCUGGUAAAAACUGAAGGGCGUGGAUGGGGUCUUUUGGCUGAUGAAAAUAUUACAGCUGGACAAUUUGUUAUUGAAUAUUGUGGAGAAGUAAUAUCAUGGAAGGAAGCCAAGCGGAGAUCUCAAGCAUAUGAAGACCAGGGUUUAACGGAGUCUUAUAUUAUUUACCUCAAUGCUGAUGAGUCUAUUGAUGCAACAAAGAAAGGGAGUCUGGCCAGAUUUAUCAACCAUUCGUGCCAGCCGAACUGUGAAACAAGAAAAUGGACUGUCCUCGGGGAAGUGAGAGUUGGCAUUUUUGCAAAGCAAGAUAUUCCUAUUGGAACGGAAUUAUCCUAUGACUAUAAUUUUGAGUGGUUUGGUGGUGUGAUGGUGCGGUGCCUCUGUGGAGCUACCGGAUGUUCAGGGUUUCUUGGGGCAAAAUCACGUGGUUUCCAGGAGGCCACAUACCUGUGGGAAGAUGAUGAUGACAGGUUUUCUGUUGAAAAUAUCCCUCUUUAUGACUCUACCGAUGACGAACAUACAAGCAUUCCGAAGGACACCAUUCCAGCAAAAGAUGAGCCAGUCACCCAAGAAAAUAACAGCAAUGUAGCGCAUACCACUGAGAAUCCUGAGAUUGCAAGCUCAAAUGAAUUCACGCCAUUGAGUGUUGAACCAUUGAUGGCAAGCUCAGAUGAACUCACACCAAUGACUAUUGAACCACUGAUAGCUGUUCCAGUGGGAGUUGAUAUUAUGGAGAAUGGAUUGACCGAAUAUGGUGCACAAUAUUCUGAUGACACUACACAAAAUUCAAUGCAUAAAGUUGCGAAGCUUGAGAAUCAAAGUUCUCCCCAGAACAACAACCAUCAUACCGAAUUGGUCCUGGUGAGACCCACACCCAAAUUUCGUGGUGGCAAAGCUAAACGUGGUCUGCGCAAGCAAUUGAAUGUUGCAGAUAUUUGUGACCGGUUAGCAUCAGCUGCGGCACGCCAGGAAAUAUUGUUCUGUGAGGAAGUGAAGAAGCAGGCGACUGCCGAAAUCGAUGCCCUGUAUGACGAGAUAAGGCCAGCGAUUGAAGAACAUGAGAGGGACAGCCAAGACAAUGUAUCAACAAGCCUUGCAGAGCAGUGGAUCGAGGCCAGCUGCUGCAAGUACAAAGCUGAGUUUGAUCUAUCUGCUGCGAUUAUCAAGAACUUGGCUUCAACGCCUCUGAGAGCAAAAGAAGAUGUGAACCCAAGAGAACAAAAUGGAGUGUUAUACCUGCAAAACGGUCCAUGAUUCAGCUAAAAGGCGCGGGUUCGCAAUCAAUCUUCGCAAAAUCGCCAGUUCUUAGAAACUCUCAUACUUCAUAGUAUGUAGGAGUAGAUUUGAAGCGUUGUAAGGCGGCAUUCUUCUCAAUGCACAUCCCACGGUCUGAUUAAUUGAUGGUGUAAGGCAUCACCUAUUUUUCUUACAUCAUACUCCCUUCGUUCGAAAGAGCUUGUCCCUCAAAUGGAUGUAUCUAGCACUAACUUGGUGUUAGAUAUAUCCAUUUGAGGGACAAGUUUUUGCGGACGGAAGGAGUAUUCGAGUAUCUGACUUUGAAUGUUUGUUCAUGUAGCUUGCGGGCGUAUAGGUUCAA
This is a messenger RNA of Triticum dicoccoides, 2270 nucleotides long. Its product is annotated as histone-lysine N-methyltransferase ASHH1-like. Gene Ontology annotation, cellular component: nucleus. The transcript is spliced from 11 exons. NCBI's taxonomy places the organism in Eukaryota, Viridiplantae, Streptophyta, Magnoliopsida, Poales, Poaceae. Bases 419 to 1927 code for a protein of 502 amino acids. Gene Ontology annotation, molecular function: histone methyltransferase activity; protein binding. The record is from RefSeq and is a predicted model, not a curated record.